CUUUUUUUUCUACCAGUGCGUGGAAGGCAAGAAGUAUAAUCGCCGAUAUUAAUAGCAGUGUGGGGAAGAACAAACAAACCGCAGGGGCCCAUGGGAAGUGGCACUGAAUGACAGCCGGCAGGCACCAGGUUACAACCGAUGUAUCCGGUGUCUCCAGCUACUUAUAGCCGUCCCAGAGCGGAGCCGCCGGCUGUAGAAGCCAUGGGACCCGAGAAGGAGGCGCAGAGUGCAGGAGCCGGGAGCAUGGCGGACCCCGUCCAGCUGGAGCAAUGCCGGCAGCGGGCGGCGGACACCAUAGAGCUGGAGGCCGAGCCGCUCAGCGCCCUGAGCCGGGAUAUCUGGAGCCAGCCGGAGCUGGCCUACAAGGAGCACCGAGCACACGAGCGGCUGGCCGGCUUCUUCUCGUCCCGGGAGGGCUGGCGGGUGGAGCGCCGGUACAAGCUGGACACCGCAUUCCGGGCGGAGUGGGGGGCCGCGGCUCCCGCCGUGCAUGUCGGCUUCCUGUGCGAGUAUGACGCCUUGCCCGGCUUGGGACAUGCCUGCGGACACAACCUCAUCGCCGAGGUGGGGGCCGCCGCUGCCCUGGGCGUGAAAGGAGCCCUGGAAGACUUACAGCCCCCGGUGGGCGUCAAGGUGCGACUUUUAAAGUUUGUGACGUCACUAGGACGCGCCGUGCCCUGGGUUGUUGAUCGUUGCCAUGGUUUCCAUAAUGGUGUUGGCCUGGUCGUUGCCAUGGUUUCCAUAAUGGUGUUGGCAUGGUCGUUGCCAUUUUUUUCCAUAAUGGUGUUGACCUGGUCGUUGCCAUGGUUUCCAUGAUGGUGUUGGCCUGGUCGUUGCCAUGGUUUCCAUAAUGGUGUUGGCCUGGUCGUUGCCAUGAUGGUGUUGGCCUGGUCGUUGCCAUGGUUUCCAUAAUGGUGUUGGCCUGGUCGUUGCCAUGAUGGUGUUGGCCUGUCAAAACUGUUUUGUUGUUUAUUCACUAAAGUAUGGGUUUAGGGAAUUUAAAGUGAAUUUCAAAUUUAGGCAGAAUAAUUAAACUGCAAAUAAUCUGAGUCAACUGGGGUUAAUUUUAUUAACAAUAUGAAUUACAAAUGGCAAAAAUAGUCUGAGAUGUUCCAACUUGGAGAGGCAGAAGGCCCAGGUGUUAUGUUAUCGCUGAUAGCGACUGGUCUCCUAUCCGUGUGGACAAUGCAGUGGGGUCUCACCCCUAUUGGCCCUCAGCCCGAAUGGGCUUGUAGCAUAGGGUUCAUGCGCUGCAGCGCUGGAAGUAGUGGAGUUCCCAGAGGGCCCCACUCCGCACCCAUAUCCCUCCACUAUGAUCCGACGUUGAGGCAAUGAGGCUGCUUGCUUUGCCUCCAAAGAGGCCCAAAAGCGGAUACAUUUUUCAUCCAGUUGCCGCAGGGAUCGUGCAUCAAACUCAUACGGUAACUUCUCGGAUUGUGUGCGUUGUGUACAACUAGGAAUGGAGUCCUCCUCCAUUUUAACCAUGAGAGUUGUGGUGCAAGUGAAUUCAGGUGCAACAACAGUAGCUCAACUCAGUGCCCAGAAUGAUCCAGUGGGGACCGGGAUAACCCCCACCGGUCAAGGGAGGGGUGCUGUAAGAUAUCCUGUCGGGACUCUGCGCUAUCUGGUCUGGACGAUCAGCCUCAUGGGCACAAACAUCACAGUAGGCAUUGUAGAGGAAUCUCUUGUUUUUAAGUGCUCCAUGGCACCCAGGUCAACUUCAGGAGCAGGUGAGUCCCACAACAAAGCAAGUUGGUGUGUUCGUAUUAGAUUAAUUGGCUUAAAUACUACCCCCCACCCCCUCCCCUUGGCGGUACCUGCCUCCUGAAUGUUCAGGUUCAUGGAAGUUUGGACUGCCCCCAUGUAGGGUCGCUGCAGAUUGGCUAAGAAUGGUCAGCUGACGCUCUUAGUGAAUCAGUGACUCCCUGUUCUCUAAACUGGCUUGGAAAGUAAAAGUAACUUUUCCAAGCCAGUUUAACCCCUUGAGAUAAGAGUGCCUCCAAGGACCUCCCGGCCUGAACAACUUCAUUUAUAUGAAGUUGUUUUGGUGCCUGGAGUGUGCUUUUAAGUUUGGUGUAAAUAAUAUAACUGUUUUACUAAAAAAUAUAUUUUAGAGAAUUGGGACAAAAUGGACAGAGGCCUAGACAAGAGAAUGUAUGUACAAAACAAUACUCUUCAACUCACCAGAGUCAAGAUUCCUCAUACGUGGUUCCUCAUUGACAUAUAAGUUGGAAGACAGAUGCAUCAGUAAAAAGGUUGGGAAACCAGUCUGGAAGCUAUUAUUUGCCAAGGAAGAUGUUCAAGAAAACAGGGAACUUUUUAAAAUUUCAAAGAGAUGUUGGCAGUUCAAAAAGUCUUAAAGGGACACUGUACUCACUAUAAUCAUUUCAUCUAUUUAAAUUGGUUAUGAUGCCUGGAAUCUCCUGGCACUGUCUCUCCAUAUAAUGUUAAACCAUUUUAGAGAAGUUUAACACUAAAUAAGGGAUCAAGGCUACCCACAGUCCGGCCUCUUCUGGAGGUGUGGCCAAGGCAGAGAUUACACACUUCCUUGUAGUCAUACCCUUCAUACCGUUAGUUGGAACUCUGAGAGGCUAAAAACAGACAGCUGACACUCAGCCAAUCAUAGCUGCUCAUGCUAGUACUUCUUCAUUUGCCGAAGCAGCACAGUGGGGGAGGGGCUGCUGGCGACUCUAAUUUAGCAUUGAAACAUAAAAAUAUGAAAAACUGUUUAAUGCUGAAUGAAAUUAUGGAACUUGGGAACUCUGGACACUAUAAUCAGUUUAAUGAAAUGAAGCAGAUACAGUGCCUACAGUGUCCCUUUAAGGUGCUACCUCUAUGUGAUAACCACUACAGUUCACUGUAGUCGUUAUUAUGGUAUGAGUACCCUGGCCCCAUUCCCCAGUAAUAAGGGGAAUGUACCCUUUUUAAACAAGGCUCCUGCUCUUGUUUGAAAGUUGUAUUUACAUCCGGCUUCUGCAGAGCAGCAGAAACCGAAUGCCAAUCUUGCCAUUCAUUGAUUGGCUGAGAGCAAUUGACUCUAGCCAGUCCAGAAUUCUUUUUACUGGCUGGCCUCUGGCAGCAGAGGAGCAAAAUGCUGCACAUGCACUGAAGUUGUCAUUGUGCCUGGACUACCCCCUUAAAAUGCUUAAAAGGGCUCCUGGUUGGGAGAGAAAUACAGACACAAUCAGACAAUAUAGUCAUAUCCACAGACAAGACAGUACAAAGUUGCAAAAAACUUGUCAGAUCUCUGCAAAGAAACUGGGUUUGGCAGAAGAACACCAACUCACAAUUUCUGCCAUCUACAUACGUGGAGUAGACAAGCAUUGAGGACAUCCUCGGUAGGUCAAAAUAGAAUAAAGAAUACUGGGUGUUGCAUGAGCUAGUCUUAAAGAAAAUCACACAAAUAUUUUGUUCUCUGGAGAUAAACCUAAUGUACAGAAGAUGCAAUGGAAAGGUGAAGAUGUUAGCUUCACUGUAAAGAAGAGAUCAUCCAGAUAUUCCAAACUGUGUGACUGUGCCUUGGGACUUUUGUCUGGCUUAUGUAUUCGCUGUGAUAGUGGUUAUAUCCAGAAAUCUCCAGAAAGCACAGAUAGAUGCUUUCAAAGGUUUUUGCAGUAAUGCCGUUUUAGCCAAAAAUAGAUUGUUUUCAGAAUUGCUAUAUCUCAAGGAAAUUAUUGGGGAAUUUCCUUAUGAGAAACAAUCUUAAUGAACAGAAAUAUUUUUCUGUUAACUAUGAAGAUGUUAAAGUUCACAGUUUGGAAUCUACAAGGCUGAUUCUCUCAGCUCAAGGCUAAAAGGAAGUUUUAGUAGACAUGUUCUUACAUGCUAUAGCAUCAUUCUCUAAGAUAUAUUGUAAAGUUUGGCAAACAUUUUUUUGCUGGUGCAAAGGAAAGAAUUUUAACGCCUCAGACCCGUUCAUUUCUCAUGCAAGAGCUCUUCAUUAAAGGGCCCAGGAUUUGCCAAAGCCGCUUCCUUCUUCUGGAUUUUUCUUCUGACAGAAUAAUUCACAGAUUUUUUUUUUUUAAAGCUUUCUGGAUAGAAAGUGGUUCCUGUAUGGGAUCUAAAUUUAGUAUUUGAUGCACUUUGUGAAGCUCUUCUGAGCCUUUAUCGGAAUGUCUUCUUUCAGUCAAGUCUUUUUCCAGGAUGAAGUUCUUUUAUAGGCAGAGGCCUUCGUUGUGUGUAUUUCUUUGAUUAGUCGAAAAGUAGAUCUUGCUACAUUUUGCAACAAUUCUAAGAAUUCUACUGAAGGUAAAUGGCACUACCUAGAUGUUAAAAUAUCAUUGGUAAUCUAUUUACAAAGAACUUCUGAAUUCAGAAGACUAGAACAUUUGUUCAUCGACUUCAAAAUAUGAAGAGAAGCUUCAAAGCAACCUUAUCAAAAUGGAUCAGAGUAGCCAUACAAGAGGCGUGGUUGGCCGUAAACAAGUCGUCUAAAGACACUAAUUAUACAUUCUACCAGAGCAGUAACUGCACCAUGGGCUGAAAGGGUAUCUGCUACACCAGAGAUGAUUUAUAUGGCUGUAACCUGGGCAUCAAUGCACACAUUCAGGAAGCACUAUAGGCUUGAUGUCCUGGUCUUCUCAGAAACUACUUUUAGGCAUAAGGAGCUCCAGGCAGUCGUUCUGGCGAAAGAACUGACUCAACCUUGUGAUGUUCUUGUUAUAUCAUAGGUUUAGUUUCAGUAAACAAGAGGACAUUUUAUUUACUAUUUAUUUUAAAUACGUUUUUUCUUAGUAGUACUGGGAAAUCAACUUCAUCCUAGUUAAAGCAUAUUUUGCAAAGACCUCCAAAACUGAUAGAUCCAUUGUGGAUCUUGGGGCCAUGGGGUGCAGGGGAGGUAAGAUUUACUUACCUCAGGCUGUACUGUGCAGCCACUACCAUCUUUGUCCGGCUGUCCUUUUUGGCUCCUGGCCCUUCAGUUGCCAGGCGUGAUAUAAUUGCUGUACUAAUGCGUAUGAGUAAAAGUACAACACUGAGGUCUGUGAAGGAUCCUCCAUAAAAGGAUCCCACGACUGUUAUUUGUGAAGGCUACUAAGAUUGGACGAAGUUGAUGAUAGAGCAAUGCCUCUUAUCAAUUUUUGUCAACCUUGGACUUUACCAUUAGACAAGUAGUCCCAGUUUUGUUAAAGUAUGUUUUUUUUUUUUUUUAUUCUUUAUUUUUGUGUGCAUUGUUAAGUACAAAACAGCCCGCCUGGCCACAACAGCCUUGCGGGUGAUGGUUGUUACAGGACUUCACAACAUAGUUAAGGCAUACUUUUGUCUGUCAGUUCCAAGUUGUAAUGUCAGCUAGAUCUGCACCUUUUAUUUUUAUUUUUACAAGUCAACUAGUGUGGAACUAAGGCCUCCAUGGAGUGUAUUUGCAGUGUAUGUCAUUCCCCCUCGAGUUCCAAGAUCAUGGUAAUUCGGGGUGUGGGUAUCUGAAGGUUGUCAGUCCGGAGGUAGUUGUCAGCGUGUUUGUACCCCUUAAUGUGUUCCGUGUUGGGUUUGCGUGUGUGUGCGCAUGGCUGUCCUUAGUGUUGUUCGUAUCUGUGAGUGAAUUAUAUGAUGUCUGUUUAUGUCAGCGUGUGUGCGUGGGGCAAGCGUUAUCGCUCAUGGAGCCUGUUGAAUCUUUGUGGUCUAUCGAUGGGUUGGGGUUUUGACUUCUUACCGAGGAAGUCGCGGGGGGUGGGAGAAGGUAUAUUCUCCCCGGAGCUUGUGGUGUUCUUUGUCCAAGUAAGUCACGGCUGAUGGCGGUCAGUCACAGUUAUGGUAUAGCGUAAGCUAUAAUUGUCGAGUGUGUGUGUGUGUAGUAAUAUCGUGCUGAAAACCAAUAACAAAACACCAAAACAUAAAAACCAUAAAAAACAAGCAUAGGGUAAAACAGUAGGUGAGCCGGCAUGCAAAGCCCUAAAGAGGAGGCAGUGUCUGGUUAAUGUAUUAAAGUCGCUGGCCACCAUUAAUGCAGUUCAGAACAGCUCUUCCUCAGCGCCUGUGGAGGACACAUAGGAGGUCGAAGGUCUGGCGCAGUGGGGCAGUUCAGGUUAGGGCUCCGCUUCUCUCGUGUUCCUAGGAGUGAAAGAGAUUACUGUCUUUGGGUUCCAUGUGUGUGGUGUCGUGGGGUUCUCCCUUGUUUGGGUUAGAGCUGGCAUCCCUAGUGCCCUCAGGAAAGGUUCUGCAUCCUGUAGCGAGGAGAGGCUGUGCGUGGCGCCCCCCUUGGUCACUGUCAGGGACCUUGGGAAUGUCCAUUUAUACUCGAGCUUUGCCUCUCUCAGUUGAGUUGUGACUGGGGCCAGGGAUCUGCGCCAUAGUAAUGUGUUGCGGGUCAGGUCUUGGUAAAAGGUAACGUGAGAGUUUUCAAAUGUUAGCGGGAUCUUCCCUCUGACCGCCGUGAGAAGCUUAAUUUUGUUGGUCACGGAGUGACAUCGGAUAAUGACAUCUUGAGGGGCGUCCGUUGGUGCUUGUCUGGCUUUUCUGAUUCUAAAACAGCCGUCCAAUACAAGUUUUUUUUGCCUGAGCGGGUGGCAGAAGCGUCGCUAUGAGACGUCUGAGGUAGUGGGGUAGUUCUGAUGAGUCUAUGGUGUCUGGGAUCCCCCUUAAUUUUAGGUUAGCACGUCUGGUUGCGGUCUUCUGUUUGGUCCAGUCUUGUGAUUAGGGUGGACUGUGCGGCCUGCAUAUGGUAACAAGUGUCUUUUAUCUCUCUCACCUCUCUUUGGAGAUCUAGGAUGUCCUCCUCUGUGGCCCGUGUGCGUGCGGUCAUCGCUUGCAUUUCAGUCUUUAUUAGGUUGAUAUCUGCUGCAUGCAUUCUCCUCAUUUCCAUCAGGAGGUCGGCAAUAUCUUGUUUGGUAGCCGGGGUUUGUGUGUCUUGGCCGGCAAGUGACUCUGUGGCUUGGGGAGCGGUGGAUAUUUCUAAUCUAGCCCCAUGCUGUUCCCCCUCGUCUGGAGAGGCUGGCGUGCGCUCCGCCGGGGUCGCCAUCUUGGGCGCCAUUGGCCUCUGCAGCAUGUCGCCGAUAUCUUGGGUGCCUCUGCCGGCGGUUGGUGGAGGCUUUUGGGACCUGCGACCCAUUGUGUAGUCGUCCGGUUCCGCGGGGUCCUUUAAGAGGUAGGUGCCGCGUCGAGCGUCGAUUGCUGCGGCCUCCGUCGCGUACCUUGCGGUUUGGAGUGUCAGGUAGGCCCCAGAUUUUCGCCGGGUCUUUUUACCCGUUUGCGGGAACUGGAACGGCAUUCGCCUGUGCCUUGGGCUCCAGGGGUACUCGGGUGGGUGUUUGGGUCGUUGGAUGGUACCCUGGUACCUCGGAUUGAAGCGGGUUGUCGUCGAUUAUCAAAGUAUGUUUUGUUAAAAGCUUCCCUAAAUCCAUAUCAUCAUCCAAUCCAAAUCACGUUUUAGCAUUAUCAUUCUUUGUCAUUUACCAUGUUAAUGAAAUAUAACUGACAAUUUUGUAAGUAUGUACUAAAUAAAUAUAUUCUACUAUGAAUUUUGUCAUCAUCUCAAUUUUGGGAGCAUGUGCAAUGUACAGAUAUAUGUAUAAUCCUCUUGCUAACAUUAGGCUUUGAUUUAAUAUGUUUUGAUAAGCUUUUCACAAGAACUAAUAUUUUUGGAUCAAUAUUUAAUUUUUUUUUUCCAAAAUCUUAAAAUAUAAAAUAGAUUAUAUAUAUAAAUUAUAUAAACAAUAUUACACAUUUUUCAAAAUAUAAAAUAAUUUUGAAAGUUUAUACAAAAAUAUAACAAAAAUGUGAAAUGUUUAUCAAGAAAUAUUAAAUGCCAUAGCAGGACUAUUUUCUAAGGUGAAAGCAUGUAAACAUUGAGAACAGUAUACUAUAAAUACAUAUAUAUAUAUAUAUAUAUAUACACUUUAAAAAAAAUAAAAAAAUUUUUUUUUCGUGUAUACAUUUAAUGGACAAAAUUUCUCAGACCUUAAUUCGUUCAUUUGUUUUGGUGACAGGUGUGUUUUAAAUUAUUAAAAUUAUUUAGUUAGUAUUCCAUUUUUGUGUAGCUCAUCCAGAACAACUGAAAUUUUAAGUUGAAAUCUUUGUUUUGCCAGGUAACAGUUUUAGGAACUCCAGCCGAGGAAGAGGGUGGAGGCAAAAUUGAUCUUAUUCAGGCUGGUGCGUUUGAUGGAAUGCAUGUUGUGUUUAUGGCCCAUCCAGGUCAGGAAGAUGCAGCUUACCUGCCAGACGUUGCUGUACAUGAGUGAGUAUUAUAAGUAUUACAACAUAUCCCAUAGCUUAUUCAGAAAAUAAACAUAGAAAUAUAUGCAUUUAUACAUAUAUGUGUGCUCAACUGCCUGAUAGGCAUGGUACUUCGAAAUAGUUUUCCUAUACUUCAGGAUUAAAUGGUCCGAGAUCCACAAUUUUGUACCAUGACAGGUACUAAGCAAAAUCCAAAUGCACAAAAAUGUAGGCUCUUCAAGGAUAAAUUUGCUAAGUACAAAUAAAGCAGGAGUUUUAUCUUUGUAGAGUCUACACUUCUGUGUGUUUGCAUCACUUAGUACUUUACGCAUUGGGCACGGGCAGGAGAUUAUCUGCCUAGUGUACAACUAGAAGAAAAUAUAUGUAACUUUGAAAAUAAUUGUCAAUAUAUUUCUGUUAUUUAUGAAAAUGUAAGUAGAAUAUAAAAUAGUAAUUGCGUGGAAUAAUAUCCAACUACUGGAUAUUAGGGAUGCACGGUUUUAACUAAUGUAACUUUAAUGUAGUCUAACAUGCAAUGGCACCCUGGCGUGCUUUAGGAAAGUUCAAAUGCUUGUGAUAGGUUGUGUGAAAUGCUUAAAAUGUUUUUUUUUUUUUAGAAUAGAUGUCAGCAUUAAAAUUAGGGCUCCUAUCUUGCAAUUAUUUACAAGUAAUAAUGCAGUUUAGCUUGAAGUAAGCACAUCUCUCUAGUAAACCUUCAAUGAAAUGAGGCAUUUAUACGGUGCUGAUUGUUUUCUCAUUAAAUGAUACAGCUUCCACGGUGUAAUAAUAUAUCUUUGUGCUAAAAGGUUUGGAAACCAGUGGAUUAGAAUAUAGGAUCUUAAGUAUGAUUCUGCCAGACAGAACCUAUUGUUAGUAAAUUAUUCACUAUAUCUUCUCCAUAAUAGGUACUCUUAGUUGGCUUUUACACCUGUCACACAUAAUGCAUCAGGAUUUCCUUGGUAACCCGUCGCACAACCACUUGUUUUUUAAUUGUAAUAUAUUGCAUUUAUAAGGCAUAACUUACAUGUUAGCACUGUCUUGUAUUAAAAUUAUGCCUUUCCACUAUAUAACUUUUAUGCUAUAUGCAUCACUCUAUAGAAUAAUCAGGAUUUUUUUUUGUUUUCCUUUAUUUUCCAGUUGUUGACUGCUAUUUGGCUUUAUUUAUUUAUUGGCUUUUUUUUGCUUUAUUUCUCCUUGAAAAUUUUGAAAUACAAAAUUACAAAAAGAAACAUUGAGAUUGUGUGGUUUUAAUCACCAAGCAGUAUUUUGUGGUUUUACUUUCCGGGAAACACAUCAGCCCUGUCAGGUUCUAUGUUUAUAUGAUUAUAACCUAUGCUUAUCCCCUCUUUCUUAUAUACCACCAACAUUGGGUAGGUUUGAAAUCCGGGUAGGCAGGGUGAUUGAGAAUGCAGAGCAAACUGGAGACUGCCAGUAAUGUAACACAUAUCAGUAGGGAUCGACUGAUAAUCGGUUUUGCCGAUAUUAUCGGCCAAUAUUCAGAUUUUUUUGUAAGUAUCGGCCGAUAAUCACCGGCAAUACCAAUAACGAAUGGGUGGGCCUGCACGUCCAUAAGGUGGCACAAGCAGCCGCCUUAGGGCACACUGGCCGGGGGGGCUAGAUCGGAGUGAUUGGCAGGAGGUGGGAACACAGCACUCCCUCCUGCCAGGCACUCUGUGUAGCGUACCGCAGUCCAGUACCAUUUUUCUUUCUGAAUUAAAAGCUCUGUUAACCCAAGCCUUGGCUGAUGAACUAAUCCAGAAGGAGGAAUACCAAUUUAUGAUUCCAACUAAUAACCCUACAAUUUCCACAUUCUAUUGUCUUCCCAAGGUUCACAAAUCUCUAACUAAUCCACCAGGGAGACCCAUUGUGUCGGGUAACAACUCUUUGACUGAAAGAACUAGUACAUUUUUAGAACAACUUCUCCAUCCAUUCGUUAUUAAUCUGAACUCUUAUGUACAAGAUACCAAACAGACCCUGUUGCUACUCGAAAAUCUAGAGGUUCCCCCCUAUUCACUUCUGGCAAGUCUGGAUGUGGUUUCACUGUAUAAUAACAUCCCCCAUGACAGGGGUUUACAGGCCACCUCUUACUUUCUACAGAAAUCCACGAAGUAUAACCCUGCACAAAUUGAAUUCAUUUUAACACUUCUGGAGUUUGUUUUAACACACAACUACUUUGUAUUUGAUGGUUUAUAUUAUUUACAACUUCGGGGCACGGCCAUGGGCACUGCUUGUGCUCCUAGCUAUGCAAAUUUGUACUUAGGGUGGUGGGAAGAAAACCUCUUCAUAGAUACAGCAACCAAUCAGUUUCGGCAAUAUGUACACAAAUGGCUGAGAUACAUCGACGAUAUAUAAAUUUUUUGGACUGGCUCUUGUUCUAACUUUACUGACAUGGUCAAGAUUUUCAAUAACAAUCAAAUUGGAUUACAAUUGACACAUGUCAUUCACGAAACGCAAUUAGAAUUUUUAGAUUUAAAAAUUUUAUUAAACAUGGAUGGUUCAGUAGACACUGAACUGCAUAGGAAAAGCACUGCAUCAAAUAGCCUCCUGGAUUGGCGCAGUUUUCACCCUCAUCGUCUUAAAGCAGGAAUCCCUUACGGACAGUAUCUCCGAGCUAGGAGAAACUGUUCUACUGAAAUGUCCUUUAAAGUUGAAGCGGACAAGCUAAGGACACGCUUCAAAAAUAGAGGAUAUCCUAAUAAGAUUCUAAAAAAAGCGUUUCAGAGAGCCUUGUCCCAGGAUAGAAGUUCUAGCCUUCACUCAAGCAAGGUUACCCCACCCAACCAACUUAUUCGAUGUAUUGGUACUUUUGGUAGACAGUGGCAACCUAUUAAGGAAAUAUUUACUCAGCAUUGGCCAAUAUUACAAUACGACAAGGACUUAAAAUCACAAGCAAUUGCUUACCCCAACAUUACAGCACAUAGGUCUAAAAACCUCAGUGACUUUUUGGUACACAGUCACUUUGAGAGAAACACACCAUCUGCAAACUGGCUCACUGCACCGACAAGAAUACACAAAUGUGGACAUUGCAAGGCAUGUCCCUACAUUAAACAGUCUAAAACGAUUCAAUGUACCAAUACUAAGAAAUAAUUCAAAAUUAAUCAGUUCAUAAACUGCAGUACUACACGCGUUAUAUAUGUAAUUACAUGCUCUUGCGGCAUGCAAUACAUUGGAAAAACCUACCAAGAGCUAAGGAGACGGACCCUGCAACAUGUAAACUCAGUAAGAAAUCCACAUCUUAGUACUCCUGUCGCUAACCAUGUACGUAAUUUCCACGAUGGAAAUCCGAACCAUUUAUCUUUUCAGGCCCUAGAGAGAGUUAACUUGAACUCUAGAAAAGGGGAUUUCAAUCUUAUACUCCUUCAGAAAGAGUCUAGGUGGAUUUAUGAAUUUAAAUGUCUGGCCCCUGGUGGUCUAAAUGAAGAAUUCAACUUCACUCCUUUUAUUCACUCACAUUAGAGUUUACGUUACAGAAUUAGUCCCCGUGGUUUAUAUAUAUUCAUCAUUCUUUAUCACAGUUACCACUUUUUUUUUUUUCUCGUCUCUAGACCGAAUUUACAACACUAUGUUAGAUUUGACAAUAUCCCUACAGUAUCUCCUCCCUUUACCUGGCAUUAUGAUUAUCCUCUGUGGACCAUGCACUAUCCUCUCUGCGCUUAAUUUUUCUUGCAUAGUUUAGCCUCUAUCUAGCUACAAGCACUAUCAUGCUUCCAACAUUGUCUAGCUUACAUUGGCUCUCAUUCAUUUUUUUAAGAGACCUCUCUCACCAAGGUGUACCUCUAUUGGAUUUCUUUAUCUAAGUAUCCUCAGUAUUUUACAUUUAUUCAUUGUCACAAUUUUAGUCCCCGAACUUAGCCUCAGUGGAAUACUUAGUGGAUUUCUGCAAUGAUGUUCACUUAUUUACAGUGCGCCUGCAUUGGUGUCAUAGAAUCCCGAAGUGCCACUGUAUAGCAUUUUAUAAAUUUAAUAAUUGGUUUAACAUUCUCCUGUUUUCUUAACUAUUAUCUCAAUAUAGGCAUCUUAGAGAUAUAACAGCAACUUAAGCUAAUUUUACAUUUAUUUUUAUUUUCCGUCAUUUCAGUUGUUGGAUCCACACUUCGUAACUGUGUAUAAUAUUUUACUUUAAUUCUAGUCUUUAAAAUCAUUAGGUGUCCUUCCCUCUGAGAUUGACACCUUGAUUUUGGUCCCAGUGUCGUGUCCUGAUCAAUCCCUUUUUUGUAUAUUGGUAAGAUUCUUAUACAUCCAGGUUGCAUGUAUCUAGGUAGUCUGUGUGCACCUUAAUAUCUAGCUGGACAUGUUCAGGGCGUUAUAUAUUUAUCAUAUAUAUUUUUUAUCACUAUCAUUUUUUUAUCAUUUUUUUAUCUUCUUCUUUCAUUUUUUCACUAAUUUUGGUAUAUCAUUCUUUAUGUAUUAUCCAUCCACUUUUUAUUUUAUUCUCUUCAUCUAUCCAUCGGUACCUACUUCAUGUGUACAAGUCAGUUAUGGGUCGAUUGUGCUCUUUUAUCUAUUUUUUCUGGAACAUCUACUUUGUUCAUUUUCAUAUACCGCUACAAGGAUCGGACAUCUUUAUGAACUAUUUUUUUGGACAUUCUCCAACUUGUCCACUGGUGUCUGUCCGGUUUAUCCAAAUUAUUUAUGGGCUGGAUUGCUUUUUAAUUUCCCUUGGAAUACUAACUUUGUCUAUUUCUACAUACUGUCACAAUGAUCGGACAGUGUUAUGAACCGUUUUCUAUUUUUCGGAUAUCGUUUUAGGAAAUAUACAUGAAAGUAAGAAUUCUUUCAUUGUUUAAGGUUAUCUCAUACUUUAAUUCGUUUCCCUUCCCUCUUUAGUUGGUUGAACACUAUUAAUUUUCUUUCUAGUACUUCAGGACAACGUACCCGAUAGGGUUACUUAAGUAUAUCACCUCAUUGGCUAUCGUCAUACUUACCGGGAAUUUUCAUUGGCCACAUUGAAACAGCGGUCUUUUUCAAAUUCCUCCUGUCAGCUUGAUCUACGACCUUUAAAUAGCUGAUACUUACCACACAUCGGUUCCCCUCUGAUGAGUUGUGGGCGAAACGCGCGCGCCAGGGGACCCUGGUGAUUCAUUGCAACAACUUUCUGUGUGGUUUUUGUAUUAGACACCGCCACACUCCUACAUGAAUCCCGAGUAUUAUUCCUGUUAGGACUGGAGCAGACACAUAUGACUGUACUCAGGAAAGCAUUUAUUAUGAGUUAUUAGAUAAUUUGGAUACUUUAUUAUUAUCCUGUAUGAAUCUGCUCCUCAUGUCUCUAACAGUUUGUGCUAGUUACUCCAGUGAUUUAGACACCGUUAUUUAGGAGCACAACCAGCUACCAGAAAUCACUGUAUUACUAGCAACAAUAAUUCAUUCAACUAUCACAUUGUGUGUGUUACUUUUUAAGGACAUUGUCUCAAUUGCAACUUUGUUUUGUUGCAAGUGACAUACUUUAGAGGUAACCUGAAAACUUCUGAACAGGUCCUCUUUGCAGUUAUAUUAAUCUCCCUAUUGUUAAUAUUAGCUACUCGUGUGCAAAUUCUGUAAACAUGGGGCUGAUGUAGACGCUUGGUAUUAGUAUUUUUGUAUCAGUACCCGUUCUAUCUUUGACACUGUUGGCGCAUUAGUUGUCAUUUUUUCCACCAGCGUCUCUGAUGUGUACGUGGCUCAUGUUCACAUUUAACCUUGAUUCUGAGACGCCAGAUAUACACAAACAUAUUUAGGAUUUUGUCCUCUUUUCUCUUUUUUUCUCUUUUUAUAUUUAUACGAUUAAAAGUUAAUUUUUAAACCCAUUAUACUUAGAGCACUCUGAGUCUCUUUCCUUUCUCCUUCUCACUACCUUGGUAGUUUAACUGUGGGUUAACCCCAUUUUUGAGUGCUCAGCUUCCAUGUUCUCUCUUUUUUCUUCUACCGCAGUCCAGGAACUUAUGUUUCCUGUACCCGGCCGGACUGAAAAGAACUGCUCACUGAGAGAGCACUUCCUGUCAGCCCAGCCGGGUACAGAAGACUGAAGAUCCUGUACUGCGGUGCGCACUGCUCCGCUCGGCCAUGUUACCAGGAGACACACUGGGGAGCGUGGACAAAAGAGGUGAGAGAGAGGGGCACUAAGGGGGGGCGGAGACACUAUGGGACGGCGGUGUGUGUUAAGGAUGGUUGAACACUAUGGGACACGGGGUGGGGCUGGUAUGGAACACUAUGUAAGGGGAGUGGUAAGGAACACUAUGGUACAGGGGAGGGGGGAAAAGAACACUAUAGGACAGGGAAGGGGGGGUGAAGAACACUAUGGGACGGAAGGGUGGAUGAAGAACACUAUGGGAUAGGAAAGGAGGAUAAAGAACACUAUGGGACAGGGGAAGGGGGGAAAGAACACUAGGGGGGAGAGAGGAACAUUAAGGGAGGACACUUAGUUACCGGGGAUAAAAGGGAAAAGGAACACUGGGGUAGGGGGUGGACCACUAAAAGAGAAGGGAGAGGAACAGGGGAAUGGGGGGGGGGGUUAUUAAGAGACAGGUAAGGGGAGCACUAAGAGACAGGUAAGGGGUGGAGAGGAGGGGAGUUUCUACCGCACAUAUCUACGCACAAACACACUGCAUCCACUACACAAACCCACACAUUGAAUCCACUACCCCACUGCACCCACUACACAAACACACACUGCAUCCACUACCCACACUGCAUCCACUACAAAAACAAGCACACUGCAUCCACUACACAAACACACCCACACUGCAUCCACUACCGACACUGCAUCCACUACACAAACACGCAUACACAGACACUGCAUUUACUAAUCAAAUACUCUCACUGCAUCCACUACACACAUAUAAAUAUUCUUGAAAACAUAAAAAAAAAAUCUGACUGGCGUGUAUAUUUUGUGCAUUUACCACUUAAAAAAAAAGAUUUGCAAAAAAAAAAAAAAAAAUACGGUAAAUGUACCUAAUAUUGGUAAGCCAUCGGCUUGAAAGUUCACAGAGUAUCGGUAUUGGCUCUAAAAAAUUAAUAUCGGUUUAUCCCUACAAAUCCUUGAAUCAAUGCAUCUCUGAGAAGAGUUCAGUGUCUCCACGCAGAGGCUGGAGACACUGAAUGUCAGUGCUGCACUGGCCCAGGGAGUACCUCUAGUAGCCAUCUGAUGAGUGGCCAGUGGAGUUAUCACUAGUCUGUAAUGUAAACACUGCCUUUUCUCUGAAACAAAAAUGUUUACGGCAAAAAGCCUGAAGGGAAUGAUUAUACUUACUAGAACAAAUACAAUAACUUGUAAUUGCUCUGGUGACUAGUGUCCCUUUAAAUAAAUACAUUGCUUUUAAUUCAUAUUUUCUGAUGCUCUAUGCUUUGUUUUGUAGCAUGCUGGUGAAAUAUCAAGGAAAAUCUUCUCACGCUGCUGCAUAUCCAUGGGAAGGAGUGAAUGCUUUAGAUGCCGCAGUUCUUGCUUACAACAAUGUGUCUGCCUUAAGGCAACAAAUGAAACCCACCUGGAGAGUUCAUGGUGAGAACUUUAUGUAAUCACUCUUUUAUUCCAUAAAUGUUAAUAUAUUUGAUUGCAUUUAAAUGUCACAAUUUGUCUGUUUUAGAAAUCCAAACUUGGUUAUUUCAAUAUAAUUUUCACUUCUAUUCAGCUGCAGUAGGUUGUCUGCAUAAAUUAGCUAAAUAUCCAUAUAACUUUGCUGAUUUUGCUAUUCACAAAUAGCUGAGAGGGACACUGCAAGCACUAUAACUGCUUCAUCUCAUUGAAGUAGUUAUAGUAUAUCCUUCCAUUAAGCAUUGAAUAGAUUUUAAUGUUUGAAUGCUAAAUUAGUCCGUAGCAGCCCAUCUCCUCUGUGCUGCUUGGGGGAGCAUUAGCCGGAGCAGAACUGGGCAUCUGUGAUUGGGUGAGAGUGUCUACUGAAUGUUUUCACUCUAUCACAAUGCCCAUUGCUAGUUUGAAUUGGUCUGGCAGGAAGGAAGUGUAUAAUCUCUGAUUUAGCCACAUCCCCAGUAGGGUCCAGAAUGUGCUUGUGAUGAAGUGCCCUUCGCCACUUGUGCCUGGAGGGGACUACUGGCUUUCCCUGCAGAAAGGUUUAUUUGUGUAUUUCUGCUGGGGCGUUCUGGACUUUCAGUAUGGUAGUAGUGCUAUCCCAGAUAGCUAUGCCAUGGAGCCUAUUUGUGUAACAAAAGACUUUGGCUCCAUGGCGAUUGAAUUGUAUGUAUGUGAUCUGAGCGCCAUUCAAUAAUAAUGUGCACUCAGAUCUAAGCUAUCUGGGGAUAUGUUGCAUGUAUAUGUUUUGUAUAGUAAUUGUAACAUUGUGUAAUUUUAUGUCUUUUUGUAACCAUGUGGUUAAUGGAGUCUUGCCUCUGUCCUGGGAUAAAAUUUGAUUACUUCCCAAUUAUCUCCAGGAUAGAGAGGAGGGAUUGUGAUGUCACCGUGGGAGUGUUUUGUUUGUAUUGUCUGUGAUUGGUUAUACUGGGUCCCACCCUGUGGGAUGUCCCCUUGCAUGGGGACUUGCAUAAAAGCCAGUGUGUGGUCAUUAAAACCAGAUCAUCUUGUACCUUUCUUGAAGCCUUGGCUCAUGUUUGGGGGAAGGGAUACCUACACUCUGGGGAUUGCUAUAAUCACUUAUACCCCAGAGCUCUAGCAGGCUAAUUACAGAGCAUGAUAUAAGAAAUCCUAGAUUAACACACUCUGCAAUGUGCCUCCCAACCAUCCCGUAUUUGGAGGCACAUGCCUGAUUUUUGGGUCCUGUCCUGCCAUCCUGCUUUAGGUACCUGAUGUCCCUCUUUUGGGGACACCAGGGAACUGUCCCCAACAAUCCUAGCAUAAGCGCAUCAUAAGAUGUUCAGGGCACUGUGACUUUGCAGGUAGCACUGAGAGUCUGCCCUCAGUGGGCUGGCCUGAAUGAUGGAUAGGCAGUCUGGCAUGCAUUAACGCCAAGCAGACCUACCAUUAACUCAGGUGGACCCGUCCCCUUUCCUGGAAGAUCUGCCCAUUUGGAGUUGUUCCCCUUUCAUUCUAUAAUAUACCUCCCAACUCAGGUGUCCUAAGAAUUGGGACAUGGGUGGGAGGAAGUUUAAGUGGGCAGACCAGUGUAACUACCCUGAUAUACUCUAUUGGAAAGGAGGUCAGAAAAUAUAGGGAACAUUGUUUUAGUGAUCCCUGCAGGGUCCUAGUGCCUUGAACAUAGCACAAACGAGUCUUAUGAUGUGCUAGUGCUAUGAUUGUUGGGGACAGUUCCCUGGUAUCCCAUAAAGUGGUACACCAUGGAACUAAGAUGGGACAGGACAUGAACCUUUUGAACGUACUCUGAAAUUGGGACAGUUGGGAUGCAUGCAAUCCUAAACCUUAAUGCCCUUUAAAUUCUCUUCUUACUAACACCAUUUUUUGUGUACAAUGUUAUUCAUUUGGUGGAUAGGUUGUGGGAGAUUUUUGGAAAUGCACUGUGGUAUAUGAGAAAAUCUACUGUGAGUGUGCGGAGGUGUACAUACAGCAUGUUUUGGGCUGCUUCCUCACACAGCGCUUGUGUGGUUUAAUAUAGCAGGUGCUUUGUCCAAUUUGCUUGCUCAGCAGUUUGUGCAUGGGCUGGUGGCCUGCAAUAAUUAUUUUUCCAGGCCUGGGGAUGAAAAGGCUGGAUGUAUAAGGUAAGAUAUGUAUGUGUGUGUGUGUGUGUGUAUAUAUAUAUAUAAUCACUGUAAAACAAAGUUCCAAAAAGAAAUAUCUUUUCAUCUGUAUUUGUGCUAAUAGUUUUGUUAACACAAUGUAUGCUUCAACUUUGUGUUUUGUUUCUUUUGUUUUGAUAUUCUAGGAGUAAUAACGAAUGGAGGUGUAAAACCGAAUAUUAUUCCUUCAUAUUCUGAAUUAGAAUUUUCCGUGCGAGCCUCUUCUCGCAGGGAUCUUGUCAUUUUACAAGACAAAAUAAAUGCUUGUUUCAAAGCAGCAGCUGAUGCAACUGGGUGCCGGGUAAAUAUAAAACAUAAUCUAUGGCCACUUUGAUACUUUUUCUUCCUUGGUAUGGCAAUGCAUUUUACCUUAAAUAUUGUAUUGACAAUAUAGAAAAUAUUGCGCAGAAAGGUAAGGCAAUUGAAUUUAGUAAUCAUACUUAUUUAAUCUCUAGUAAAAGAAGUGUUUUUUAAAAAUAUUUUUAAAGUCCUAACUUCAACAUCAGCCAAUCUGCUUUACUUACUUGUUCUCAGCUUGCAGUUUGCCAUGAACCUUAAGAGGGAGAAGGCACCAUGAAGAGGGUGGAGAAACUGUAACACUGGGUCAGGCUCUGCCGUGCUCGCAUUAGGACCACCCCAUAGAAAAGCAGUGAAUCAAUGCUUUCCUAUGUGGAUAUGGCUGAUGCUCGUCCAGCGUCAGGUGACCAAAAGUCGCUUAACGACAGCCACUAGAGGUGGAGUUUAACCUGCUAUGUAAUUAUUGAAGUUUAUCAAUAACUGCAAUAAUUAAAAUUUACAAUUAAGAUCAUUUACUGUUGAUCUCAGCCAAUCAAGUGCUUUCUCAUAGGGAAGCAUUGGGUGGCUUGUGUGCAUGCACAGCAAUUGCUGCACUUCAUCAAUCAUCAUCUCCUCAUGGAGAAGCAUUAGAUUAAUAUAUCCCAAUGGGGAUGGUUCUGUGUCUUCAUGCAAAGUGUUAAGACACCAAAUGUUGAUUUUGAAAAAAAAAAAUCACAGGGUAGCUGGAGUAGAUGCCACUAUUGGCUGUCUGAGUGACAGCCACUAGAGGUUUCCUUAGAGACAAAUGUAAACACUGCCUUUUUCCAAGAAAUACAUGGUGGACCAUGAAGGCAUAAACAGUAGUGAAAUGCACUGAAAUUGUUCAUUUGAAGCCGCCUUUUUAAAAGGGAGACUCCAGACCCUUAAAACACUUAAGCUUGCUGAAGUGCUUUAUGUGUGAAAUAAGUGUUCUCCUUUUUUUAAUUUUACAAAAAGGGCAGAUUUCAAUUGAAAUUUCAAACAGACAACAGGUCCUGUUACUUCACAGUUUGUUUAGCUUGGUAGAGCUAAACUCAAGAGACAGGUAAUUACCUAGAGCGCCCUCCUUGCACAGACUUCUCAUUGAACUCCAUUAGGUAGUCUGUGAUUGGACAAGUACCAAAAGUCAGGGCUGGGGAAGAAAGGGGGAGCUUGCAAAGUCUUCAUAAAAGAGAACUGCAGCUUUUGCAAGUAGUUUUUAGAUAUAUCCCCAGUGGAAAAAAUGCACAAUUAAAUGCAUGCUCUUUUCACUUGGGGUAAACAGUGAUUUUUAUUUUAUAUUAAUUUGGGCAGUGGAGUGUCCCUUUAAAUCUCUCAAUUGCAACCAUUGUACAUUAUUUGAAAAAAAUACAAGGCUUUGAGAUACGCUAAAUUGUUCUACAAUCCUAAUUCUAUUUCAAACCCAGGCCCCCAUUUUAAUAUUGUUAGAUAAAUUUUUCAAAUGAUUUAAUAGUUUUUAAAAUAAUUUUUUCAACAUAUUACAAUAACAAAUAUCACUUAUAUAAAAAAAAAUCAAUAUACCUAAAUAUUACAACAUUUUAAUAUUUUCAUAAUAUUAAAUUAUUGUAGGCGUUUACUCAAAAAAUAUUAAAUCAUUUGAAAAAUGUAUCCAACAAUAUUACAUAUCUCUACCAGGAAGCUUUUGUAGAGAUAUGUAAUCGUAAAACAAUCUGUAAACAGUUUUAAUCUUGAUGCUUUUUUGAGACAAGUUCAAUGCGUUUUUCAAAAGUCUAUGCUUUCAGUGUAUUAAACUCAUUUUAAAACAGAGAGGAAGGACAUCUAACAGCGUAUUUCAUCCAAGGCAGAAUGUUUCUGAUACAUUACCCAUGAUCCCCUUGAAGUGUAGUUUCCCUUUUAAUGAAGUUCACAUUUUGUAGUAUACUGAUAGAAUAUGUUUGCUUAUAUCAAUAUGUUUUGGUUGCAGAUGGAGUUGAGCCCGAUCAGCCAUACUUAUUACAAUGUGCUUCCAAAUAAAACUCUAGCAAAAACAUUUCUGGACAAUGGCAAAAAACUGGGAAUGAAAUUCACUACAAAUGAGCUGGUUUUAAAUAAUGUUUCAGGUAAAUAUUCUCAUGCAGGAGCAUUGUAAAUAUGACUUCUCCAAUGCAAGGAAGGGCAAACAUCUAUAUCUAUAAAAAGUAAGGACUUGUGCAAGUGGUUGAUCUCUUUAUUGGUCAUUUUUUCUAUGAAUCUGGAGUUUAAAAGCUGAUUAAGACAGGAUUGUAUCAACGGUAAUUGGACAUAUAUUGGUCCAAAACCAUAAUUAACUCUGCAAUGAUAAGCCUGAGAGGUUCCAAUAGAAAAAAUGACAAUGAUUUAUUUUCUGCCACAUGCAGAGUUAAAAUACAUAAAUACAUAAACAAGAAUAAAAAGUGAUAAAGAGAAAGGGUGGUUAGCCCCUUACUGGAUUUGAUGGUGAGUAUGACAGAUAUCUGCCUACUCACUAUAGCACUUAGAAUAACAGGGUGGCCGGCAGCACUGUGGAGUGUUCUCCCUGUUCGGCUGGAUGUUACUGUAUAAUGCCGGUCUCCAAACAAGCUGCUUCAAACUCUGUGGUCUAUAGGCUCCUCCCCCUGUAUGACGUCAACGCGUUUCGCCGGAUGGCUUCCUCAGGACGUACACAACAGAGUUUGAAGCAGCUUGUUUGGAGACCGGCAUUAUACAGUAACAUCCAGCCGAACAGGGAGAACACUCCACAGUGCUUCCGGCCACCCUGCUAUUCUAAGUGCUAUAGUGAGUAGACAGAUAUCUGUCAUGCUCAGCAUCAAAUCCAGUAAGGGGCUAACCACCCUUUCUCUUUAUCACUUUGUAUUCUUGUUUAUGUAUUUAUGUAUUUUAACUCUGCAUGUGGCAGAAAAUAAAUCAUUGUCAUUUUUUCUAUUGGAGCCUCUCAGGCUUAUCAUUGCAGAGAUGACUCCUGAUCUAUAAAUAGCUGUAUACUUAUAUAUUUGUAUUUUUAUACAAACAAUCUGCACUAUUACCUGUGUUUUCCCUUCUCUUUUAUGUAUAACAUCUUUUAUUGGAAGAACCUCCAUUCAUCAGAAUAGUUUGUAUACAUAUUUUUUAAUUUACUGUCUCUUAGUGGUACUUUGCUCCACUCACUAUCACAUACUAAGAUUUAUUUACUGAUUACCGUAUAUCCUUGAUGAUGACUUACAUAAUCUUAAUUGAUGUGUGCACUCACUGACGGUUGUAUGUUCUGUCAUUGUUUUAGAAAUGUAUGCAUUGUUUGUUCUGCUACUGGAAAAUGCUAAUGGACAGAGGGCGCAUCACACAGAAUGUUUUCACUGAUCAACUUAUAAGGAGUGAAUUUUUUUCCCCCCUUGUUCAGCCUACUACAGGUCCACUCAGUUUUUCCAUCUGAAAAUAGGUCAACUAACACUUGGACACCAUAUGGAAUAAGAAUUUUGUCCAAAGCAAAAUUGCUCGAAAAAUAUCAGUGUAAUGAAAAUGUGUAGACUGCACACAUAGCAAACAAGUUCAAUGCUUUCUUUGUUUCCUGCUGAGUUAUUAGAUAUUUUGAGUAAAUUCUGUCUUCUAAAGUAUAAAAGGUAAUGGAUAUGACACAUAGAACCUUUAUUUCUCCCAUACUCGUAACUGAUUACAUGUUAUUCUAAUUUUAAAGUGAUGGUUCCAAUGUAAGUAGUACAGUCUUUAGAGGUUUUUUUUUUUCCUUCUUAAAUUCUGAGUUUUAUUUAUGAUCCUCAAAACGGUCUUAUUGUUACUAUGCAUAGGUUCAACAGAUUUUGGAAAUGUCAGCUUUGUGGUGCCUGGAAUUCAUCCCUAUUUUUACAUUGGAUCUGAAGCUCUUAAUCACACAGAAGCAUACACUGAAGCUGCAGGUAAGCUGCAACAUUCAUCAUGUCCCAAGGUUGAAAAUAUUAAACCUAUUUUCACUUUCCCUAAGAGGUUGUAUAUAUGCACAUAAUAAUGGUAUUUAGUUGGUUCCAUGCACAAGAAUGACAUUUAUAAUACACAUAUAUGUUUUUAGAGGUACAUGUAUAUAUUUUAUAAUCUCCAUGCAUGUUGAUACCCAAGACUUCUGAACGUGUCCUGUAAUAUCUAGCACCAGGACAUUAGCAGCAGAUCCUUCAAGUCUUGGAGGCUGCUUUUGCUGAUGACUGUACUGACAUCUGCAAAGGGAUUUCAAAGUUCACACACUGCAGAGUGCUCUGUAAUGAGUGAUUGCAGCAUGAGAGGGAGAUAUAUCUUUCGCAUCCUAUCCCACCUGAUCACACAGCGACAAGUAAAGGACAGCUGGCAAAGCCCAGCAAUGAUCACUAUCGAAGGGGGCAUGUAGGAAGACCCUAUGAGGGUCUUUUCAGACACAGGAAGUCUCUCUUUGUGUAAAGCAGACUAAGAAUCACUGAGUGCGGUGAUUUACAUUAAUUUAAAGAUCUAUAUUCAGCAUUCACUUUGGGUUCUGCAUACAGCUCAUCGAAUAGUCUGGGAUCACUAAAUAUGACCCCAGCUGACAGAGCGGAACCCCAGUUAUUGUAUUGUUAAAUCCUUGCCAUCCUAACGGCGGUAAAGCAAACUAUUUUUGGACAGCAUGGAACAUCCUAACAAUGUGAAGGAGUUUGUGUGUGUGCUGUAGAUUGCCAUAGGGUAUAUUUGCCCUCUCUGCCGCCAAUGAUCCCUGCUUUUAUUGAUAGACACCAACACCUUGUAUAUAAUAUUUUUGCCUUCUCUGUUUUUGAGGUAGGGCAACUAAAAAAAUCAAUAGGAAAUGAUUGCAUUUUCUUCUUUUGUUUAUAAAAGGAUCAAAAGAAGCUCAGUUUUAUGCACUUCGUACAGCGAAAGCCUUGGCGAUGACUGCAUUAGAUGUUAUAUUCAAACCGGAUUUGCUCCAAAUAAUCAAUGAAGACUUCAAGAUGAUGAAACAAAUUGAAGAUGAUGAUUCCAAUGUAUUAGCUAAAGUCAGAGAAUCCAGUGGUGGAGCUGGAAGUGCCUCUCGCUGAACAAUAUCACAGAAUUUUUAUCUGUGUUCAUAAGCGUUACAGUGCUACAAGUACUUGGGGACUCUUUCUUUUUUAUUAUAUCCUUCACAGAAUCUAGUUCAAACAUGGACAAAAAAAAUGGAAUUCUCAUUUUACUUGCUUAAUGCUUAUCAAAAUUGUUUUUUAUCAAAUGUUGUUCUGAUUUCAGUGUUAUUUGCAUACAAGAUUUUCUUUUGAUAACCGGAUAUAUUUAUUAGUACAUCUGACUAACUUUUAAUCUUUGUUUUGAAAUUGUCAUGACAUAUUUAUUACCAUAUUUUACUUGUGAUUUGUAUAAAACAUUUUUACUUUGUUCUGAAAGUAAAAUGUAAUAAUAUUAAAGUCACUGUUUCAAAUCA
Molecule: messenger RNA, 23416 nt
Organism: Pelobates cultripes (western spadefoot toad)
Lineage: Eukaryota; Metazoa; Chordata; Amphibia; Anura; Pelobatidae
Source: the annotation of a GenBank genome assembly